Molecule: messenger RNA, 906 nt
Organism: Microsporum canis CBS 113480
Lineage: Eukaryota; Fungi; Ascomycota; Eurotiomycetes; Onygenales; Arthrodermataceae
Exons: 2
Coding region: 1-906 (301 amino acids)
Molecular function (GO): protein binding
Source: RefSeq, a predicted model, not a curated record
AUGUGGUUUCUACCACUACUAGCCGCUCAAGGGGACAAGCGGUCGUUGUACUAUUUAUCCCACAUUAAAUCACAACCGUCGCAUCGACUUCCCUUACCAGAUAAUGCAACGGAUCCUCUCCAAGUUGUCAUCAGCGGACAGAUACGACUAGAGAAAGGAGAUUUGGAAAAUGCUGCACAAGAGUUCAAGAAGGCGAUGGCCAUGUCCAAGCCUGUUGAAGCCCCCGAUAGCUUUGACGCUCUGUUCCCUACCAAGGUUCGCCAGCCCUGGGAAGCCUACGGUUCUGUAAUGCAGUCGUUGGGAAACCACGACGCAGCAAAUGAGGCUUAUACCAUUGGUGCCAUAGAGUACGAUAGCUCUCAAGCGCACAAACUACUCCUAUCAACUAUUCUACAGUCUGGUAACUUGAUCAAGUAUGAGGAGUAUCUUACCAAGGUUGCCAUGGGUAAUGAUAUACUAGCUUGUUACCAGCUAGGGAACUUAUAUCUCACUCUGUACCUUAUACAGAGUGAACUUGGAAAAAGAGGAUCCGGCCGAAACAAAGAAGAAACGCAGCUUGCAUCACGGUAUACGAAGGAUGAAAGUCGGCAACUAGCCACUGAAUGGUAUGAGAUCGCCAUCGCAGGCGGCCAUGCACAGGCAGCACUUGUUAUGGCUGGGUUACUACGGCAGCAAAAUAAGCAUGAGGAAGGAUUGAGAUAUCUAGAGCUCGCGGAAGCAAACUCAGGCCAUUCUGAACGCACUGCGAAACUACGUGGAUCAUGGCAUGAUGUGCAGUUUACUGUUGAUUUGAAAGACUUGAUGAGCUUGCAUUUCUGGAGUUACGCAAUGUGCUGGGAUCGCCAGCUUCGACUGUUAACCGAAGCCACAUGGAAGCAAUGGAAGUGGAUGUUUCUAGCGCUGUAA